AUGUCUGGCCGAAGUGGAGUUGGACAGAUCCGGGGGGGGAGCUACUUGGGGUCCACAGCCCUCAAGGCUACCAUACCUUAUCAGCUGGCCAGCAAGCCUCGACCCAGCCGGAGAGAUGGAAAGCCAGCUGGAAAGACCAAACUGCACCAGCUGAGCUCUGGCAUGAGGCGGACAAUGUCUCUCGAUGCCAUCAUCGGGCCGUACCUGCAGGGACACUGGCCGAAAGAACCAGAGGGCCAGAGCAGCCUGUCUCGCAAGGACAAAUCCACCCAGACCCCAGACUCGUGGUCCGAUAAAUCCCAGAGCAGGAGAGGUGGCAGCAGCCACAAACGAUCGGCAUCAUGGGGCAGCGCUGAGCAUCUGCGAGAGAUUGCUAAACUAAAACAGCAGCUGCAGCAACGCGGCAAGCCUUCAGUCUCAGGGGGGCAUGACAAAGACCGCCAGCGCGACUAUCCUCAGGGGAGCUGCAGCCUAGGAACUACUCAGACUCAGCCAAUUCCCAUCCCCCUGGCUCCCCUGUCUACACUGGUCCCUCGACUGCGCUGCAGUGUGGAGGGCCUCAACCAGGAGCUGGAAGGCAUGUUCAUCUGCCAGCCACCGCAUCCUCCGCACAGGCUCCUUGAGGUUCCAGACGGUCACCGGGCUCCAGUCCCUCCACAGAGCUGCAGCAGUGGAUCCCAGAGUGACCCCGCCACCACACCCUUGUCCUCAUCGUCUCCCCCCUCCUCACCCAGCUCCCCUCUCACCUACAUCUCCACAUCCCCACCCAACUCUGAAGAUGCACCUCUGGAUCUGCCCCAAGGUUCAAUAGAGAGCGCAGAGAUGGGCCUGCUGUCUCCGUUCCCCUCCCAGAAUGAGGCUGACCUCUCCAUGCCUUUGCUGAUGUCCUCCUCCCCGGGACCCAACAAAAGUUGCUGCUUCCAGAGAGAGCCCCCAGAGGGCUGCGAAAAGGUCCGGGUCUGGGAGGAAACGAGCACUCCACACCAACUCAAGCCAACCCUCAUCUCCUCCUGCCCAGAUCCUAACAAGGUAAACUUCACCCCCCAUGGGGGCUCUGCCUUCUGCCCCGUCAGCCUCCUCAAGCCCCUGCUCCCCUCCAUGGACCUGUUGUUCUGCAGCCUCGCCGUCUCUCCAGCAGGCACUUGCUCGAGCCAGGGAACGGGCUCCUGCCAGGCAACGUCCUCUGGCAACCGGGCCGCGCCUCCGGAUCCUCCUGCCACUGCCGCUGUUAUGGGAGAAAGCUCGGGGGAGGGCCUCGCUUUCUGAUCGCAGCUCCAGAUCGUUUUCGGUGGAAAAUGCGUGAUGCAAAUAUUUCGGCGGUCUGGGACAGACUUGUUGAAUUUACUUUAUUUUAGGGAAGACUCGUUCCUUUUCUAUACAUGUUUAAAAUAAUCUUGUGUUGAAAAAUAAUAAUAUUUGGGUGGGGGGGGAUGAGUUAAUUGUACGCAGUCCAAUGGAUAUGCUUUAUGAGCUACUUGUUUUGGGUUUCCGGGCAUUGUGACAUUUCUAAAUUAAGGCCAAUUUUGGUUCUUUCAUUUUAUAAUCCAAAGAUAUAUUUUUGGCCAAACACGGUGGGGCAGUCUUAUGGCAGGACUUAUCACUAUUUCUACUCUUAACUCUAUCUGAGAUGGGAUUUGUUGGAUGACUGACAACCCCCCCCCC
Morone saxatilis (striped sea-bass) is the source of this 1662-nucleotide messenger RNA. RefSeq names its product protein FAM117A-like. The record is from RefSeq and is a predicted model, not a curated record. NCBI's taxonomy places the organism in Eukaryota, Metazoa, Chordata, Actinopteri, Moronidae.